This is a messenger RNA of Fulmarus glacialis (Northern fulmar), 382 nucleotides long. Its product is annotated as potassium-transporting ATPase alpha chain 1-like. The annotation marks the transcript as partial. NCBI's taxonomy places the organism in Eukaryota, Metazoa, Chordata, Aves, Procellariiformes, Procellariidae. The record is from RefSeq and is a predicted model, not a curated record. The transcript is spliced from 3 exons. Gene Ontology annotation, biological process: potassium ion import across plasma membrane; intracellular potassium ion homeostasis; intracellular sodium ion homeostasis. Gene Ontology annotation, molecular function: P-type sodium:potassium-exchanging transporter activity.
GUGCCAUCCAGUCCUUCGCCGGCUUCACCGACUACUUUGUGGCGAUGGCGCAGGAGGGUUGGUGGCCUCUGCUCUGCUUGGGCUUGCGCCCGCGUUGGGAGGACACCCACGAGCAGGAGCUGCAGGACAGCUACGGCCAACAAUGGACCUUCGAGCAGCGCCGCUACCAGCAGUACACCUGCUACACCGUCUUCUUCAUCAGCAUCGAGAUGUGCCAGAUCGCCGACGUCCUCAUCCGCAAGACCCGACGCCUCUCCCUCUUCCAGCAGGGCCUCUUCCGGAACCGGAUCCUGGUGAUCGCCAUCGUGUUCCAGGUGUCCAUCGGCUGCUUCCUCUGUUACUGCCCCGGGAUGCCCAACGUCUUCAACUUCAUGCCCAUCCG